Messenger RNA from Knipowitschia caucasica, 942 nucleotides. Lineage: Eukaryota; Metazoa; Chordata; Actinopteri; Gobiiformes; Gobiidae. The record is from the annotation of a GenBank genome assembly.
AUGAGACGAGCAGCAGCGAGCCCGCAGAAGAGCCUGCAGAAGAGCCUGCAGAAGAGCCUGCAGAAGAGCCUGCAGAAGAGCCUGCAGAAGAGCCUGCAGAAGAGCCCGCAGAAGAGCCCGCAGAAGAGCCUGCAGAAGAGCCUGCAGAAGAGCCUGCAGAAGAGCCCGCAGAAGAGCCUGCAGAAGAGCCUGCAGAAGAGCCCGCAGAAGAGCCUGCAGAAGAGCCCGCAGAAGAGCCUGCAGAAGAGCCUGCAGAAGAGCCUGCAGAAGAGCCUGCAGAAGAGCCCGCAGAAGAGCCUGCAGAAGAGCCCGCAGAAGAGCCUGCAGAAGAGCCUGCAGAAGAGCCUGCAGAAGAGCCCGCAGAAGAGCCUGCAGAAGAGCCCGCAGAAGAGCCUGCAGAAGAGCCUGCAGAAGAGCCCGCAGAAGAGCCUGCAGAAGAGCCUGCAGAAGAGCCCGCAGAAGAGCCUGCAGAAAGCCCGCAGAAGAGCCUGCAGAAGAGCCCGCAGAAGAGCCCGCAGAAGAGCCUGCAAAGAGCCUGCAGAAGAGCCUGCAGAAGAGGAGAGCGGCGGAGACACACGGGCCACAGCGCGCGACCCCCAGCAGACUGAGAACAGCCAGACUGAGAACAGCCAGACUGAGAACAGCCAGACUGAGAACAGCCAGACUGAGAACAGCCAGACUGAGAACAGCCAGACUGAGGACAGCCAGACUGAGGACAGCCAGACUGAGAACAGCCAGACUGAGAACAGCCAGACUGAGAACAGCCAGACUGAGAACAGCCAGACUGAGAACAGCCAGACUGAGAACAGCCAGACUGAGAACAGCCAGACUGAGAACAGCCAGACUGAGAACAGCCAGACUGAGAACAGCCAGACUGAGAACAGCCAGACUGAGGACAGCCAGACUGAGGACAGCCGGGUCACACGCACGAACAACACGUGA